Messenger RNA from Raphanus sativus (radish), 2920 nucleotides. Its product is annotated as tripeptidyl-peptidase 2. Bases 153 to 2795 code for a protein of 880 amino acids. Gene Ontology annotation, cellular component: cytosol. Gene Ontology annotation, biological process: proteolysis. NCBI's taxonomy places the organism in Eukaryota, Viridiplantae, Streptophyta, Magnoliopsida, Brassicales, Brassicaceae. Gene Ontology annotation, molecular function: tripeptidyl-peptidase activity; serine-type endopeptidase activity. The transcript is spliced from 25 exons. The record is from RefSeq and is a predicted model, not a curated record.
GCUUUGUUGAUCUUGUUACUGAAGCUGUGAACAAGAGACGCCUAGUAUUUGUAAGUAGUGCUGGCAACAAUGGCCCAGCAUUGACAACAGUUGGUGCACCUGGUGGAACAACUUCCAGUAUCAUUAGUGUUGGUGCAUAUGUUUCUCCUGCAAUGGCAGCUGGGGCCCAUUCGGUGGUGGAACCUCCCAGUGAGGGGCUUGAGUACACUUGGUCAAGCCGGGGGCCAACCUCUGAUGGGGAUCUUGGUGUAUGCAUAAGUGCACCUGGUGGGGCUGUUGCUCCUGUUCCUACAUGGACGCUUCAAAGACGCAUGCUCAUGAACGGAACAUCGAUGUCAUCUCCUUCUGCCUGUGGAGCAAUUGCGUUACUUUUAAGUGCUAUGAAGGCUGAAGGCAUCCCAGUUAGCCCGUACAGUGUAAGAAGGGCCCUUGAAAAUACAUCAACUCCGGUAGGUGAUCUACCUGAGGAUAAACUAACUGCUGGACACGGGCUAAUGCAAGUUGAUAAGGCAUAUGAAUAUUUGAAACAGUUUAAGGACUAUCCCUGCGUAUUUUAUCAGAUAAAGGUCAAUCUCUCGGGGAAAACAACUCCAACAUCACGGGGCAUCUACCUGCGGGAGGCUUCUGCGUGCAGACAAUCUACAGAGUGGACCGUACAAGUUGACCCGAAGUUCCAUGAAGGUGCAAGUAAUUUAAAGGAACUUGUGCCUUUUGAAGAAUGCCUUGAGUUGCACUCCACAGACGAAGAAGUUGUACGGGUUCCUGAUUAUCUACUUCUCACUCAUAACGGACGUAGCUUCAACGUUGUUGUGGACCCCACAAAUCUUGGGGAUGGUGUGCAUUACUUUGAAGUUUUUGGAAUUGAUUGCAAAGCUCCACAGCGUGGUGCUCUUUUCAGAAUCCCGGUGACAAUAAUAGUUCCCAAGACUGUGGCAAAUCGACCUCCAGUUAUUUCAUUUCAAGAAAUGUCUUUCGUCUCAGGCCACAUUGAACGGAGGUAUAUGGAAGUACCACAUGGAGCGACAUGGGCUGAGGCUACAAUACGGACUUCAGGGUUUGAUACUACACGGAGAUUUUAUAUUGAUACCCUUCAGCUUUGCCCAUUGCGAAGGCCUAUCAAGUGGGAGAGCGCAGCAACUUUCGCAUCUCCCUCUGCUAAAAGUUUUGCGUUUCCUGUGGUUAGUGGUCAAACAAUGGAACUAGCUCUAGCUCAGUUCUGGUCCAGUGGCCUUGGAAGUCGUGAACCAACUAUCGUUGACUUUGAGAUCGAAUUCCACGGAAUUGGUGUCAAUAAAGAAGAAUUGAUACUUGAUGGAAGUGAAGCACCAAUAAAAGUUGAAGCUGAAGCACUAUUGGCAUCUGAAAAACUCGUUCCCGUAGCUGUUCUGAACAAGAUACGAGUUCCAUAUCAACCUGUUGAUACACAACUCAAGACUCUAUCAACUGGGCGCGAUAGACUACUGUCGGGCAAACAGAUACUAGCAUUGACAUUAACCUACAAGUUCAAAUUAGACGAUGCAGCUGAAGUGAAACCUUAUAUACCCUUAUUGAACAAUCGCAUAUAUGACACUAAGUUUGAGUCCCAAUUUUAUAUGAUCUCUGAUGCCAACAAGCGUGUAUAUGCAACGGGUGAUGUUUAUCCGGAGUCUUCCAAACUUCCCAAGGGAGAAUAUAAACUUCAGCUGUAUCUAAGGCAUGAAAAUGUGCAGUUGCUGGAAAAGUUGAAGCAGCUCACUGUGUUUAUUGAAAGAAACAUGGGGGAGAUUCGGCUGAACUUACACUCUGAACCAGAUGGUCCAGUCACAGGAAAUGGUGCCUUUAAAUCUUCUGUUCUAAUGCCAGGGGUGAAGGAAGCAUUUUAUCUGGGCCCACCAACUAAGGAUAAGCUACCCAAGAAUACUCCCCCGGGAUCUGUGUUGGUGGGAGAAAUAUCAUAUGGGAAAUUGUCAUUUGAUGAUAAAGAAGGGAGGAAUCCAACGGAUAACCCUGUAUCUUAUCCGAUAUCAUUUGUGGUUCCACCAACUAAGCCUGAGGAAGACAAGAAGGUAGUUUCUUCUACAAAAAGCUGUGAAUCAGUAUCAGAACGCUUGGAACAAGAGGUUCGAGACACAAAGAUCAAAUUUCUUGGGAACCUUAAACAAGAAACUGAGGAAGAGCGUUCAGAGUGGAAAAAGUUGUGUGCCUGUCUCAAGUCUGAAUACCCAAGCUACACUCCGUUGCUUGCUAAGAUCUUGGAAGGUUUGUUAUCUCGGUCUGAUGGUGGGGACAAAAUCAGCCAUCACGAAGAGAUUAUUGAUGCUGCAAACGAAGUAGUGCGCAGUGUUGACGUAGACGAGUUAGCAAGAUUCUUGCUAGACAAAAGUGAACCAGAAGAUGAUGAAGCUGAGACUUUAAAGAAAAAAAUGGAGAUGACCCGUGACCAACUAGCAGAAGCACUAUACCAGAAAGGGUUAGCCAUGGCGAGAAUCGAGAAUCUGAAGGGUAAGAAGGAAGAAGAAGAAGGAAGUAGCCAAAAGGAUAAGUUCGAAGAGAAUUUCAAAGAACUGACAAAAUGGGUUGACGUGAAAUCAUCCAAGUUCGGCACUCUCACUGUUCUAAGAGAGAAACGGCUCUCACGACACGGGACCGCAUUGAAGGUACUUGAUGACUUGAUCCAAAACGAGAACGAGACUGCUAAUAAGAAACUAUACGAACUUAAACUGGGUUUGCUGGAGGAGUUAGGUUGGAGUCAUUUGGUUACGUAUGAGAAGCAGUGGAUGCAAGUUCGUUUCCCUACAACCUUACCUCUCUUUUAGUUGUUCUUCUUAAUGCUUCAUUUUCCGUUCAAUAAAAGGCGUUUGUUCUCAAACCCAAACCUACUUGUUUCAUUUUCUCUGUAUGUUCCAAUAUAUUCCAGUUGUGAAUUGAACAAUUUAAGAUU